AUGGCAAACAUGAAUGUGGUCCAGGGUAUGGGGACAGGCCAGGAUACGGUGAUGGCCCUGGCUAUGGUGAAGGACCUGGCUAUGGGGACAGACCAGGAUACGGCGAUGAUCCAGGAAAUGGAUGUAGGGAUCCUGGCUGCGGUCCUGGCUACGGUGAUGGUCCUGGGGGCGGUGGUGGUUGGCCUGGCGGUGGUGGUCCUGGUGAUGGUGGCCCUGGUGGUGGUGGCCCUGGCGGAGGAGGCGGUGGUGGUAGUGGUGGAGGAGGUAGCCCUGGCAGUGGUGGAGGAGGUGGUGGUGGUAACCCUGGUGGCGGAAAUCCUGGGGGAGGUGGUGGUUGCCCUGGUGGUGGGGGAGGAGGUUCUGGGGGUGGAGGAUAUCCCGGUGGAGGUGGAGGGGGGUGGGAAAGGCCCUGGAUACGGCAAUGGUCGUGGCAGACCAGGAUAUGGAAGAUGGCCAGACGACAGAGGAUGUCGUGGACGACGUGGUCCCUGUCACCUAUUCAAUCUUUCACCGAGAUUCUGCACGGAGAACCACACGAUCUGGGAGCUGAUCAACGAGAGCAAGGAAACCUCGCAGCUUGCACAGCUCAUCAAGGGCCACGACGACAUGGUCACCCUACUGAACAGCAGUGGAAACAACUAUACUCUCUUGGCCCCGACAAACAAGGCUUUGGAGUGGUUCCUGCACCAUGAACAUCAGCCUUCAUACACGAAGGAUUUCCUGCAAUAUCACAUCUUGCCACGACAACUUGAUCUCCAUGAUGUGAGGUAUCAGCAAACACUGCCCACUCUGCUGAAUCAGUCGAAGUUGGGCAAGGAUAUGCCGCAGCGACUGGUGGUGAACAAACACGAACGUCGAGUGUUGCUCAAUGGGGUUGGAAGCAACGGCAUUCUUCAUCAAAUUAACACACCACUCAUUCCACCUCCAAAUACUAGCACAAUUAUCAAACUCCUGCCGAGGCACUUCAGCGCUUUCACUCUCGGCCUUGAAAAGACUGGUCUGAUCCACAAGCUAACCGACGAGAUCAGAGCUGGCGGUACAACAUUCGCCCCGACAAACGCAGCCUUUGGCCAUUUGGGACAACGUGCAAAUGAGUAUCUCUUCUCUUCUGGUGGCGAAAAAUGCUUGCAGGCCUUGCUAGAGUACCAUUUUGUCCCGAACCGCACCUUGUACUCGGACGUGCUGUAUGAUCAGCAUGGACAUGUGCAUAAGUUUAGAUCUGGGGAGCAGGAUUCCGCGGUACAUGUUAAGCUGCCUACUCUUUUGAAGAAGCAGAACUUGAGGGUUGAUGUUGUCUGGCCUGGAUACUCGGUUAUCAUGCGGGUGAACGGGGUUGGCCGGGUCAGGGUUCAUGAUGUUUUGGCGCGAGAUGGUGUCGUGCAUAUUGUGGAUCAGGUGCUGAUGCCGUCUCGGAAAAUCAAAGGGAAAGGCAAUGAAGGAGUGAUUGCGAUGUCGAUGUUGCGGGAAAGUCUCAACGAGUGCAAGGGAAUGCCACGGGAGGAACUGUGA
Penicillium cosmopolitanum is the source of this 1509-nucleotide messenger RNA. RefSeq names its product fasciclin domain-containing protein. The coding region runs from base 1 to 1509 and encodes 502 amino acids. The record is from RefSeq and is a predicted model, not a curated record. Gene Ontology annotation, biological process: macroautophagy. The transcript has 2 exons. Gene Ontology annotation, cellular component: fungal-type vacuole membrane. Lineage: Eukaryota; Fungi; Ascomycota; Eurotiomycetes; Eurotiales; Aspergillaceae.